Molecule: messenger RNA, 1266 nt
Organism: Lindgomyces ingoldianus
Lineage: Eukaryota; Fungi; Ascomycota; Dothideomycetes; Pleosporales; Lindgomycetaceae
Exons: 2
Molecular function (GO): hydrolase activity, acting on carbon-nitrogen (but not peptide) bonds
Source: RefSeq, a predicted model, not a curated record
GAACACCCGCCCAUAUACACCAUAGACCUCAGCCUCUCCCCAUCCCAGCGCUACAUCUCCGUCGCACGGGACUACAAACUAAUCCUAGAAUCUCUACCCUACAUCUUUGACGAGCUUCUUGAAAGCGUAAAUCUCCCCAAAAAGACAUUCCACCGGAUUGCGCGCGCCGUGCUGCGCAAGAUGCAUAGUAAGGAACAGACAGAGGAGUUGAGGGGAAUAAGUCGUGUCUCUGGAGUGAGAAUGAGUAUGUUGGUGGCGUAUAAUGUUCUGCUGGAUUUGUUCAUGGGAUGCACGAGUGGGGGAAUUUGUGUGAAGGAGGAGCGGAAGGAGCAUAGCGGGGAAGGGGGAGAGAGGGUAAUGAUGCAUUUCAGGACCCUGGAUUGGGGGAUGUCGGCGCUGAGGAAAGCCGUUGUGCAGUAUGAAUUUGUGGAGAAAAAAGGGGGCCCUGUCGUUGCGACAUCUAUCGGGUAUGUGGGCUUUGUUGGGGUGUUAACGGGAGUGAGACCAGGCCUAAGUGUAUCCCUGAACUUCCGACCCUACCACAACAACGACGAUUCCCGAUGGUCUAACACCAAGUUCUACAUUCAUCAUUUGCUCGUCCUCCUUGGAUUUCGACCGUGUAUCUCGUCUCAUAUCCGCGAUUUCAUCCUUAAGAAAACAAAAAACUCUCACCCCUAUUUCUGGAUGGGACCUAUGCCAUCACCAACCACACGUCUCCCUCUCCCUAGUCUUGCUCACAUCCUCAAAGCCUUCCCCGCCAUCCCAACCACCGCCGCCUACCUCAUUCUCUCUGAUGGAGACCACACAGCUGUCCUUGAAAAAGACCGUAUCACUGCCCAAUCCAUACUCUCCUCGUCCUUCAUUACAGCCACAAACCACGAUGUAUCGUACGAGCUGCCCUCGGUAACUGGAGUUCAAGCUGCGCAGGCUACGCACUCGAAAACCCACCACUUCGGCAUUGGCAUGAAGGAUCUCGUUGAAGAAAGCAUGGAUCGGAAACGUUGUAUGGUUGCAAAGUGGGAGCGGCGGUGCAGAAGCCUAAGACAGAAACAGAAACAGGAACCUGAACAGAGCCAGCACCAACGGCUAUCGACGGGGCGCAGGAGGCGACGAGAUGUGGCACUGCAACUGGAGAAGGACGAGGGUUAUGUGAGCUUUAAUGAACUAAAAGAAUGGCUGCUGGAGUUUCCGACUACGAAUGAUGAGACGCAUUUUGUUACCAUCAUGGACCCACGGAAGGGGACGGUCGAGUGGGUGAGGAUGUUU